UUGCUGGGGCUCCGAUGUCAAGGACAAAAGAAAAAGUCUGAUUCACUCCACUCGUGAUUCCUGACCAGACUUACGGGAAGGUCUCUGGAUCUCGAGCUGCCCCGGGUCAAACAGCAGUGUCCAGCCUGUCAGGCUUGCGGUGCCCCAAGUCAGACGACCCCCCAAGUCAGGCGGCCCCCCAGGGAGUCCACAGCAGCUCCAGAAGCAGCUGGCAUGAACAUCCUGCAGGACCCCUGUCCGUGGGUCACCGUUUAGGCUUCGGGUGGGCUCAGCCACACCCAUCGGUUUAGAGACGUUCAGGCCAAUGACGUUAAACACACACCACCUCAAGACGUGAACGCCCGUGAUAUUUAAUCCAUACUAACGCCAGCCUGGCCUGGCUCUCUAACAAACCUUUAAGGCGGUUGACCAGAACGAUAUUUCAUCUUGAGAAAUCCUAUGAUUCGCUAUGGGCUAGCCCAUUGGUCUUGCUGUGGGUUUUGCUAGUUCUUCUCAGGUGGUCUUUUUUUUUUCAGUCUGUGGGUCUCUUAGAGGCACUUUUAAGUAGGAGCGGCGUGGGAUUGACAGCUUCAGACGUGGACACCCCUGAUUCUCGACCUGCAGGUGACUGCAAAGGGAGACCGUGACUCCUUGUGCGGAUCCAGCCUGCCUGCCGCUCCUCUCUGACUCUCACCCGGAUGUCCAGAUCAGGCCAGCUGCCAAGGAACAUUUCCUUUGUGGGACUUCUCGCUAACUCCCGUCACCUGUCCGCUCCAAGCUCACCAGAGGUCUUAUUCCAGGUGAUUUCAGGCACGGGGUGAUCCGCGUUCCCUGUGGGCUGCUGACCUCCAAGAGCGAUGGCCAUGAACCUGCAGCCAGAGGUCACCUGCCCAAGGUGCCUGGACUUCUUCGCCAACACGUACCUUCUGCCCUGCACACACUCUUUCUGCCAGCGCUGCAUUCAGACUUCCCUGUCCCUAAGCGGGGAACUGGUGUGGGUCUGCCCUGUGUGCAGAGCAAUCAGCCAGACGAACCCUUUCCACGGCCCACAAAUGAUGGCAGUGGAUGCGCCUGGCCUGCCCCAGGGGCCUUUCCUGGAGGAAGGACCUUUCGCCUUUGAGGAACCCCUGAGGUUCCGAGAGGGCGUGACCCUGGAUGCAGCCACUUCCCACUCCCUCCUUGUCGUCUCCCAUGACCUCAUGAGCGUCCGCUGUGGGAAGGUCUUCAACCACCCCGCAGGAGACCCCGGAAGGUUCACCGAGAUGCCCUGCGUCCUCAGCGCCCCUCCCUUCCUUUACGGCCCCCACUACUGGGAGGUGGAGGUGGGAGAGAGCAGGCAGUGGUCUCUGGGUGUCUGUCUGGAGUCUGUGGACAGAGAUGAGACCAGCACUUCCGAUAGUGCUGGGUUCUGGGUCAUCAGCAUGAGGUCAGGGGGCAUCUACAGCAGCUCCUCCCCAGACCACGAAAUCCCUGCCUGGCCCGGCCUUCACCGCGUUGGCAUCUUCCUGCAUGUGAACAAGGAAAGAGUCCUCUUUUUUGAUGCCGUCCGUAAGACCCUCAUCCACCACGAGGAGGACAUCCACAGAGGCAAGGAGCCUCUGUGCGCCUUCUUCUGUCCGGAGGAGCCCAGAGAAGCUGACUUCGGCACUCCCUUGACCGUCGUCUAUCCAUGAGGCACUCCCACCUCCCAUUCUCUCCGGGAAGUCCGUGAGAGGACAACCUGAGAGACACCACUCUGACCGGGAGGGGGGGACAGACAAUAUGCUACACUGGAAAUACCC
This is a messenger RNA of Echinops telfairi (small Madagascar hedgehog), 1760 nucleotides long. It is a transcript of the gene RFPL4B, whose product is annotated as ret finger protein like 4B. Bases 837 to 1652 code for a protein of 271 amino acids. Lineage: Eukaryota; Metazoa; Chordata; Mammalia; Afrosoricida; Tenrecidae. Gene Ontology annotation, molecular function: protein binding. The transcript has 2 exons. The record is from RefSeq and is a predicted model, not a curated record.